This is a messenger RNA of Aspergillus pseudotamarii, 980 nucleotides long. RefSeq names its product putative eukaryotic translation initiation factor 4 (gene tif1). The coding region runs from base 272 to 859 and encodes 195 amino acids. The transcript is spliced from 4 exons. Gene Ontology annotation, cellular component: cytoplasmic stress granule. Lineage: Eukaryota; Fungi; Ascomycota; Eurotiomycetes; Eurotiales; Aspergillaceae. Gene Ontology annotation, biological process: cytoplasmic translational initiation. The record is from RefSeq and is a predicted model, not a curated record. Gene Ontology annotation, molecular function: translation initiation factor activity; RNA helicase activity; ATP binding.
UUCUUCUUCUUCUUCUUCUUCUUUUCCUAUUCCACACUGUUGGUGAAAUAAACUAUUUAUUCAACUUCCACGUCUACUAGAUCUUGUUUUAUUUAGGUCUAGUCUUUCUCCUUUCCGUGAAAGUUCUUCCGACUUUGAUUUUCUGCGACGGCGGCCACCCCACUGGGAUCGUUUGUCGCUAAGAAACCCUCACUCAGUUCACACCCAAAACCCCACUGUCUUCCGGUCACAGUUCUUCGCAAGUGAACUUUUCUCUACAACAGUCGCAAUCAUGUCUGCCGAUAAAGGAUUGGAAGAGAUCCCUGAGGGACAGAUCGAGUCUAACUACGAUGAGGUCGUCGACUCCUUCGACUCCAUGGACCUGAAGCCUGAGCUGCUUCGCGGUGUCUACGCUUAUGGUUUCGAGCGUCCGUCUGCCAUCCAGCAGCGUGCCAUCAUGCCCAUCAUCAAGGGUAACGAUGUCAUCGCCCAGGCCCAGUCUGGUACUGGAAAGACUGCCACUUUCUCCAUUUCCGCUCUCCAGAAGAUCGACACCGAACUGAAGGCCUGCCAGGCCCUCAUUGUCGCCCCUACCCGUGAGUUGGCUCAGCAGAUCCAGAAGGUCGUCGUUGCCAUUGGUGACUUCAUGAGCAUCAACUGCCACGCUUGUAUUGGUGGUACUGCUGUCCGCGAUGAUAUGAACGCUCUCCGUGAGGGCCCCCAGGUCGUCGUCGGUACCCCCGGUCGUAUCCACGAUAUGAUCCAGCGCCGUGUCCUGAAGACCGACCAAAUGAAGCUCUUCAUCCUGGAUGAGGCUGAUGAGAUGUUGUCUGUAAGUUUCACUACAUGUUCUCGAACUCACGUGGAACACCGGUAUUGAUCAAAUAAACAGCGUGGUUUCACCGAGCAGAUCUACGACAUCUUCCAGCUCCUCCCCCAGUCUACCCAGGUCACCCUGCUCUCGGCCACCAUGCCCCAGGAUGUCCUUGAGGUCACUACCA